Daucus carota subsp. sativus is the source of this 1716-nucleotide messenger RNA. Its product is annotated as cytochrome b561 and DOMON domain-containing protein At5g35735. The transcript is spliced from 3 exons. The record is from RefSeq and is a predicted model, not a curated record. Lineage: Eukaryota; Viridiplantae; Streptophyta; Magnoliopsida; Apiales; Apiaceae. Bases 260 to 1489 code for a protein of 409 amino acids.
UCAGACAACUGAACCUGUCUUCCUGACCACCUUCCUUGUAUGACAUGUCUCUAUAAAAAUCAACUCCCCCUUCUCUCUCAUUGAUAUUUUCAACCAUUCUCACAAACAAACCAAAGACUUGCCUUGCACAAUCAACUUGUCUUUGUGUAUCAAAGUUGACACAGACCAUAUUCUCAGAACCUGGUCUAUAAAUCCUGUUUGGUCUAGUCCAAAACCAACUGGCUUCAUCUUUGUUCACCUGAAUCUCAAGCUGACCUCAAUGGACAGGUUACAAAAAACACUAGUGUUCUCUUGUGUCCUGUUUUGUGUCUUUGCAUCAAGUUUAGCUCAGGACUGUAAGAAUUACCAAUUCAAGAGUAACAAUUUAUUCAGCACUUGUAGUAGCCUGCCUGUACAAAAUGCCUUCUUGCAUUGGACUUAUCAUGCCGCAAACCACACCGCUGAUAUCGCCUUUCGACACGCUGGGGUCUCGAGUUCACGGUGGGUUGCAUGGGCGCUGAAUGUGGAUAAAUCAGGGAUGCUUGGAGCUCAAAGCUUGGUAGCCUUUACGAACUCGAGUACUAGUGCUAUCCGGGCCUAUACUUCACCUAUUUCGGCUUAUACGACGACUUUGGCUCCAGGGAAACUCAGCUUUGAUGUUCCGAAGAUCAGUGCUGAGUUUUCGAGCAGUGGUGAUGAGAUUAUUAUUUUUGCUACCUUGAAUCUUCCGUCUGGACGCACAAGUUUUAAUCAGGUGUGGCAAGAAGGCCCUGUUCAGAGUGGUGCUCCCGGGGCACAUGCACAGAAUUCGGCUAAUACGGGAUCUACUGGAACUGUGGACUUUAGUUCGGGCCAGACAAGUGCUGGUGGUGGUAUUGGGAACUCCAAAAAACGAAAAAGAAAUGUUCACGGUGUGCUGAACACAGUGGCUUGGGGAAUUUUGUUGCCUUUGGGAGCAUUGACAGCCAGGUACUUGAAGGUCUUCAAAUCAGCUGAUCCGGCCUGGUUUUACCUUCACGCGUUCUGCCAAUCUUCAGCCUACAUCGUCGGUGUUGCUGGAUGGGGUACUGGGCUCAAACUCGGCAGUGAUUCCCCUGGAGUCACCUAUGACACACAUAGAAAUAUUGGGAUAACUCUAUUCAUCCUCGGAACUCUGCAGGUAUUCGCCCUGCUCUUGAGGCCAAAGAAGGAUCACAAAUACAGAUUGUACUGGAACAUGUACCACCACGCAGUUGGAUACACGGUCAUAGCUCUAAGCAUUGUCAACAUAUUCAAAGGAUUCGACAUCCUGGACCCGGCCAAGAAAUGGAAAAGAGCAUACAUUGGUGUCAUUAUCUUUCUGGCAGCUGUUGCAGCAAUACUAGAGGCCUUAACCUGGAUUAUUGUUCUAAAGAGGAAAGAUAAUGAAUCCGAUAAAUACCCACACGGUGUUAACGGAACCAAUGGAAAUGGAAACGGAAAUGGAGCUAAUGGAUAUGGACAUGGUGGUUACAGAUCACAAGCAGCUUAGAUUGUUUACUGAAACAGCUGGUACUUUGUUAUAUAUUUAUUUAUCUUUAGGUUGCUGUGUUCUGAGGAUUUUUUGGGGCCUCUAUAUAUUUGUGGUAGAGUAGUUUUCACCAUUUGAUGUUGUAGCCAUUUUUUUCUCUCGUGACCUCUUUCUUUCUUUUGGACUCUAUUCUGAGCAUUGUAUGAUAGUGUUAUUUUUCUUGGUAUAUACGGUAUUGUUUUACAUGA